UCUUCUUCCUCCUCUUUCAUUUUAAAGGCAUCACUCACCAAACAGCUUUUUCUGCAACUUUUUUCUCAUGUAGAUUUUCUCUAUAGAAGACUCAAACUCGCUAAUCAUAAGUCAUAACUCACCGACUCCAAAAAUCUGUUCUUUUUUUUGAACUCAAAACCAAAACCAAAUGGCUAGUAACAACAACCCACAUGGUAACCUUUCAGACCAAACACCUUCUGAUGACUUCUUCGACCAAAUCCUCGGUCUUCCCAACUUCUCAGCUUCUUCAUCCGACGGUGGGUUAGGCGGAGGAGGAGGAGGAGGAGCACCGCCGAUGAUGCUGCAGCUGGGUUCAGGAGAGGAAGGAAGUCACAUGGGUGGUGGUGGGUUAGGAGUAGGAGGAAGUGGACCAACUGGGUUUCACAAUCAGAUGUUUCCUCUAGGCUUGAGUCUUGACCAAGGCAAAGGACAUGGCUUUCUUAGACCUGAAGGUGGUGGUGGUGGUCAUGGAAGUGUGAAUCGUUCUUCUUCUUCUUCUUCUAUGAAAGGACCUGUUUUUCAUGGGCAGCCGAUGCAACAGCCAGCUCCAGCAGCGCCACAUCAGCCUACAUCGAUCCGUCCUAGGGUUCGAGCUAGGCGUGGUCAAGCUACUGAUCCACAUAGCAUCGCUGAAAGGCUACGUAGGGAAAGAAUAGCUGAACGGAUCAGGGCGCUUCAAGAACUUGUUCCCACUGUUAACAAGACAGAUAGAGCUGCUAUGAUCGAUGAGAUUGUGGACUAUGUUAAGUUUCUCAGGCUCCAAGUUAAGGUUUUGAGCAUGAGUCGUCUUGGUGGAGCCGGUGCGGUUGCUCCACUUGUUACUGAUAUGCCUUUGUCAUCAUCAGUUGAGGAUGAAACGAGUGAUGGUGGAAGGACGCCACAACCCGCAUGGGAGAAAUGGUCAAACGAUGGGACUGAACGCCAAGUGGCUAAGUUGAUGGAAGAAAACGUUGGAGCAGCUAUGCAGCUUCUUCAAUCUAAGGCUCUUUGUAUGAUGCCUAUCUCACUGGCUAUGGCUAUUUACCAUUCUCAGCCUCCAGAUACAUCAUCAGUGGUUAAACCGGAGACCAAUCCUCCUCCACCACAGUAGGGUUUUUGUGCAAGUAAAGGUUUGUACAGCAACUCAAACGGUCCAACAUGGCUUUACUUUCUACUACUACAACUCAUGAUGACUCUGGUUUCUUGCUGCUUCAUCUCCCUCUCACACCCACUUGUAUGGCGUGGGAGAUGGAAUCAAUGUAGGAUUUAAAGUAGAAGGGAGUUUGUCAAAAGCUUACUUGAUUAAAUAUGAUUUGUUAUCAUUUUAGGUGGACUUUGAUGAAAGCACCUUUUUGUUUUCAUGACUUUAGUGGGAGGUUGAUGAACGAGCUUAAAAAGGGUAUUUGAGUAGUAGACUAGUAGUAAUGGGAAGUGUGUGGGACCUUGUUGAAUUUGUGUACAAAUUGGAAGAAUAUAAUAAAGUAUUUGAAUUUGUUA
Molecule: messenger RNA, 1497 nt
Organism: Raphanus sativus (radish)
Lineage: Eukaryota; Viridiplantae; Streptophyta; Magnoliopsida; Brassicales; Brassicaceae
Product: transcription factor UNE12
Exons: 6
Coding region: 170-1111 (313 amino acids)
Biological process (GO): regulation of transcription by RNA polymerase II
Cellular component (GO): nucleus
Molecular function (GO): RNA polymerase II cis-regulatory region sequence-specific DNA binding; DNA-binding transcription factor activity, RNA polymerase II-specific; protein dimerization activity
Source: RefSeq, a predicted model, not a curated record